Menidia menidia (Atlantic silverside) is the source of this 1098-nucleotide messenger RNA. Lineage: Eukaryota; Metazoa; Chordata; Actinopteri; Atheriniformes; Atherinopsidae. The record is from the annotation of a GenBank genome assembly.
AUGGGAGAGACAAGAGAAAGCUCUUCCGUUCCUAGUCGCGAAAAGGAGUGGCCUGAGACUCAAGCGUUUUCGGAGAAAAAGACGGAAGACGUGCAGAAACAGGCUGAGCGCGGCUGCGCAAAGGCGCACAUCCAAACGCCUGGCACGGGUUCAGCCCCGAGCACGGGAAGAUUUCGCAAAGGGAUGUUUCAGAGGAGCCCUGUGCGACGCUCCACCGGAGCCCUGUUUCUCCUCGUGCCCUGGUUCAGCUGCCUGGUUGUUGGAGAGAUUAGCAGUGACUUCUCCCAGUGCCUUGAUUUCUUCUACGACAGAAUUCCACCGGCGGGGAUAGCUGGGGCAGGGUAUCAGCCCAUAUGCCAGCGCUACAAAAACCAGUACCGCUUUGCCAGCCUGUAUCACCGUCAGCAUCGCACCCCUUUGUUCUCGGCCUACAAACUGAGUCCUGCCGAUGGGAAACGGCCCGCUUCCACUUGGCUGUAUGAACCACAGCUGGCAUUUUCCCGUGCGGGCCCAGAAAUGACAGCGUUCCAAACACCUGUUGACCAGAAUGUGAUCGAAAGCCAGGCGGUUCUUCAGGACUACAAAAACUCCAGCUUCACCAAAGGCCAUCUCAACCCCAGUAUGCACCAGAGGACGAUAGAAGACCGAGAGGCCACCUUCACGCUGACAAACGUCGUCCCUCAGAAGGCCGGCUCCAACUCUGGCCCCUGGAGCCGCCUGGAGAGCCAGGUGCUCGGACGGUUUAAGGCCUUCUGUAAUGGCUCCAUGCAUGUGAUCACAGGGGUCCUACCCUACAGGUCCGGGCCGCGCUGGAUCAAUGGCAGGGUGUCGGUUCCUGAGUACAUGUGGUCCGCGUACUGCUGCCCGUCUUUCAGGUCGGACCUCCCGGGGUCCAUGCAGCAGUUCUUCCCCACGUUUGCUGCAGUGGGGAGGAAUGACCGCGACAGUGGGGAGGAGAUUGUGCCGGUCAACGUGAAGGCGAAGGCCGCCGUACGGGGGUACGACGUGAGGCGGAUGCCUCUGGAGACCUUGGAGGGCAUCCUGGUGGAGAGGCUGGCUCUGUCCAUCCGUUUGUUCAGUGGAAACUGUGAAAAUUGA